Messenger RNA from Exophiala bonariae, 897 nucleotides. RefSeq lists its product as uncharacterized. Lineage: Eukaryota; Fungi; Ascomycota; Eurotiomycetes; Chaetothyriales; Herpotrichiellaceae. Gene Ontology annotation, biological process: ubiquinone biosynthetic process. The coding region runs from base 1 to 897 and encodes 298 amino acids. The record is from RefSeq and is a predicted model, not a curated record. Gene Ontology annotation, molecular function: methyltransferase activity. The transcript is spliced from 2 exons.
AUGUCCCGACGCGUAUCAACACUCUCAAGCUUUAAGAAAAGCAUAAUUCCGUCCCAGAGAUUCUUUGCCACCACCCAACUGCGCUCACAACAGCUACCUGGCGAUGAUGGUCGAACGACGCAUUUCGGAUUUGAGACUGUUGCAGAGACACAGAAAGAGGCCAAAGUUGGUGCCGUCUUCUCCUCGGUGGCCUCUUCUUACGACACCAUGAACGACCUCAUGUCUCUCGGAGUCCAUCGGCUUUGGAAAGACUACUUCGUCCGCAGUCUUAACCCCGGUAGCCGAACGAGUGAAACGGGUUGGAACAUUCUAGAUGUAGCCGGUGGGACUGGCGACAUUGCCUUCCGCAUGCUUGAUCAUGCUACAAAUGUCAAUGGCGACCUGAAAACAAAAGUGACAGUUUCGGACAUCAACAAUGACAUGCUCGCGGAGGGACGGAAAAGAGCUCUUGAGACUCCAUAUGGAAACACAGACAGAUUGGCCUUCAUGCAAGGUAAUGCCGAGUCGAUGCCAUCAUUAGACUCAAACUCGUUUGAUCUCUACACUGUGUCAUUCGGAAUCCGGAAUUUUACCAAUAAAUCGGCCGCUAUCCACGAGGCGUACCGGAUUCUCAAACCUGGAGGUGUCUUUGCUGUGCUGGAGUUCAGCCAUGUCAACAGUGCUCUGUUCAACGCUGUGUACAAAAGGUGGAGCUUUGGAGCUAUCCCAUUGAUCGGUCAACUGGUAGCAGGCGACCGUGACAGCUAUCAAUAUCUCGUGGAAAGCAUCGAACAACAUCCUUCCCAAGAAGAGUUCAGAGACAUGAUUCGAGAUGCUGGCUUCAUCACUCCUGGGGUCGGCUACGAAAACUUGACUGGAGGGAUUGCCAGUAUACACCGUGGAGUGAAGCCCUUGUAG